Messenger RNA from Chenopodium quinoa (quinoa), 2044 nucleotides. Its product is annotated as protein trichome birefringence-like 19. Gene Ontology annotation, cellular component: Golgi apparatus. The transcript has 2 exons. Lineage: Eukaryota; Viridiplantae; Streptophyta; Magnoliopsida; Caryophyllales; Amaranthaceae. The record is from RefSeq and is a predicted model, not a curated record. Bases 112 to 1458 code for a protein of 448 amino acids. Gene Ontology annotation, molecular function: O-acetyltransferase activity.
UUUUUAAAUUUUGUUGACAAAAUUUAACAUGCACAUUCUUUCCCAUCACAUCAAAACUCCAUAGAAACACCCAAAAAACUCAAACUUUUUCUUUCUCUCUCUCUCUCUUAAAUGGAAAUGCCAAUACACAAAAUUCCAAAACGUAAUUACAAGUCUAAACUUGUUCUACAAAUUUCAUUACCAAUAAUCUUAUUUACUUUAAUCACAUUACAAUUAUCCAAGAACAUUUCUUUCAAGAAAUCUCCUACUAAUCAUACUUCAUUAGAGUCAUUACACACUAGUAAUGUUCAAUUAUUACAAACUUUACCUCAAAAAGAAUCAUUACCACCUACUAAUGAUGAUGAUCAAGUUGUGAUUGAAUCCAAACGAUACGAAACAAGCCCUAAACCUAGCCCGGUUACAAAAUGUGAUCUUUUUUCGGGCGAAUGGGUCCCGAAUAUGGAGGCUCCGUAUUAUACAAAUUAUACUUGUAGGGUGAUCCAAGAACAUCAAAAUUGUAUGAAAUAUGGUAGACCCGAUACCGAGUUUAUGAAGUGGAAAUGGAAGCCAAACGGGUGUGAAUUACCCGUUUUUAACCCGAAUCAGUUCUUGGAUAUUGUUAAGGGCAAGUCUUUGGCUUUUGUUGGUGAUUCUGUGGCUAGGAAUCAUAUGCAAUCUUUGAUUUGCCUCUUAUCUCAGGUAGAACACCCCUUGGAUAUUUCUCCUACAAAAGAUGAUAAUUUUAAACGUUGGUACUUCCAAUCUUCCAACUUCACACUUGCUAUAUUCUGGAGCCCAUUCUUAGUCAAGACCCAAGAAAAUGACCCAAAUGGCAAAGCUGGAAAGACCUUUACUGGGCUCUACCUCGACGAGGCCAAUGACGUUUGGACGACGCAAAUCGAUGAAUUUGACUAUGUUAUCAUAUCCGCGGGGCAUUGGUUUUUCCGGCCCCUUAUCUAUUAUGAAAAGGGUAAUUUUAUGGGAUGUCGUUAUUGUGAGAUAGAUAAUCUUACGGAAUAUUCCCUCUCCUAUGGGUACCGAAACGCGUUUCAAACCUCGUUUCGGGCUAUUUUGGAGAGGGAAAAUUUUAAAGGUAAGGUGUUUUUGAGAACAUUUGCUCCCUCCCACUUUGAAGGAGCAGAUUGGGACCAUGGAGGGGAUUGCAAAAGAACAAGUCCCAUAAAAAGCUAUGAAUUGCCUUUGGAUGGACAAAAUAUGGAGGUGUAUACAGCCCAAAUGGAAGCUUUCAAGGAAGCCCAAAGUGUGGCCCAACAACGUGGGCUUAAGUUCGAACUCAUUGAUAUGACCCGGCUCAUGUUGGUGAGGCCCGAUGGGCACCCGAGUGUAUAUGGCCGUCCGGCUAAGAUGAAUGGGAUAUGGCCCAGUGAUUGUGUCCAUUGGUGCUUACCUGGGCCCAUUGAUAGUUGGAAUGAUUUUUUGCUUGAGAUGUUAAAAAGUGAAGAGAAGAAUCUUCAUUAGGAUUAGAUUAAAAAGGGGUUAUAUACUGUUAAUCAUGAUGCAUGAAGAAGUUUAACAAUUGGUAUAAUUUAUUUAAUUGUAUAAAAAAGGACCAAUAUGUUCAAAAGAGGUUGAUACGUGAUCAAUUAAUCAUACAAGAUUCAUUUUUCUUUUCUCCAUUUUGUUGCACUACAAUCUAUUUGUUACAAAUGAGGUUACAUCGUAGAGGAAUUGAUUUGUUACAAGAUAAUUAUUUUUUCCUUCCAAAAUGUUGAUAUAAACUCUUUUUUUUUUUUUUUUUUUUUUUUUUUAUGUUUUAUUUCCUUUUCACAUUUUCUAAUAUUGACCAUUUUCUUUUUUCUGUUUUGAAUUAUGGUUAUAAUUAUUCUGUAAGGAGAGAUAUCUCAAUAACGAGUCUUUGUUUUAUUUUCUUUUCAAAACUAAUAUCCGUAUGAACCAUUUGCAUUUGCUUCACUUUGUCCCCUUUCACUAUCACUAUCAUAGUAUCAAAAAAAGUAAAAUCUACUGCCACAUGUCAGAUUAUUAAGGGUGUACUGAAUACAUCACAGAUAAGAGCUAAUUAAACCACUCACCAAAAAAAAAAAAA